Molecule: messenger RNA, 7078 nt
Organism: Mycena citricolor
Lineage: Eukaryota; Fungi; Basidiomycota; Agaricomycetes; Agaricales; Mycenaceae
Source: the annotation of a GenBank genome assembly
AUGGACUUGACACCCCAGCCCACGCCGUCUUUGGGACGGAGCAUCCCAGCCAACUCACCCUACUCACUCAUCUGGUCCCUGCCCGAAUGGCAGCACAACGUUACAAUCGGUGAGGGCAAAGCGGCGACCUUCGCAGGAAAAACGGAGACGGUAUAUCCCCGUUUCGGUACCCAUCCACAGGUUGCCAAAGUAAGCGUUCACACACUUUCGUUUUUUAUUCCGUCUGAUCACGCCGAUGAGCUUGCAACUAUCAUCUCCGCUGCUCUAGAUCCCGUCGAAAAAAAAGUUAUGCUGCUCUUUCCUUGCCGUCAGUUCGCGGAAGAGCUCCGCCGUUACAUGCAGCAGACGCUGCCAUCGGCCUCUUGUGAUAUUCAGUCCGCUUCGUCCGUGGCGAAUCCUCCCCCAGGACACGAGAUCUACGCGGCGUUUCUGUCUGUAGAGCGGUCGCAAGUGAUGAGCUUCCAUAUCUUCAGCGGCACUGGAAUAUCCCCACGGCUGGCGAAUGUCUGUCUUCGGCGUCUAGAAGGAAUUGAAGAGCCUGCUCUGAUUCCUGUGCCUAAUGAAGGUCAUCUCUUCUCGGAUUACUACAAACGACAUGCGCCGUUGCGAUCUGCUGCCGAUGCGAAGAGGGCGAUCCGGACUCGGUUCAGUGGAGUCCUCGAGGACGGGACCAACAUUCGAGGAGUUGCAUCGGCCUCUCCUGAGGACGUGUACCUGUAUCCUGCCGGGAUGCAUGCGUUAUGGAGAGUGAGCCAGAUGAUUUCUGCCGUCUUAGGCAGCAAGAACAGCACUGCGAAGGUUGCUCAUGUCAACUUGAUCUACGCCGACUCCUAUCGCUUUCUGCAACUUCCAGACAGCCCGGGAUACCACUUCUUUAGCAACGACACGCUUGAUGAUUUAGAGGCUCUCCUCGAGUCCGGAACCCCAGACUCUCCAGCCAUCCUGGCAUUGAUGACCGAAGUCCCGGGGAAUCCCCAUCUGCGCACCCCUGAUAUCAAGAGACUGCGUCGACUCGCGGACAAAUACAACUUUCCCAUCGUGGUCGACGAGACUGUAGCUGGGUACCUCACUGUCCAGGUCUUUCCCUACUGCGAUGUUGUCGUGGCCAGUCUUUCGAAGCUCUUCAGUGGACUGGCGAAUGUACAAGCCGGCGCGGUCAUGUUGAAUCCCGACUCUCGCUUCUAUCCCCGAUUCAAAGCGUACUUGCAAGACACCUACCUCGAUUGUUUCUUCGACCAAGAUGCACUCAUUUUGGAGAUGAACUCCCGUGAAUUGGCUGAGCGAUUUUCCGUGGUCAACCGGAAUGCCGAAGCUGUUGCGGAUGCGCUGUACUCUCGUUCGUUGGCCGGCGGUGCGACGGACUCUGUUAUACAAGAGGUCCAUUACCCUAAAUAUCGCACAAGAGAGAACUACGAGCAAUUGAGAAAUCCUCUGGCAGCCAAAGCUGGAUUGAGUCAUCCCGGCUACUCCCAUCUGCUUUCUGUGACAUUUACGUCGUUGGAAGCAGCCAAGAUCUUCUACGAGUCUCUGAAAUGCCCCAAAGGUGCCACUCUGGGAACUGUGUUCACGCUUUCCACGGCAUUCUGUGCUUUGGCCUUUGCUCCCGAUAAGCUGGAUUGGAUGCAAGCACACGGUAUCGAGCCUUUCUUGGUACGCCUGAGCAUUGGAAUGGAAGAAACGGCUGAGAUAUUGCGAGUGGGAAUGCACAUUGUGCAUGGCAUACCGGCAUAUGACCAAGAUGGCAGACUCAUUGCACCAGAGGACUACAUGUCCAAACUGCAUGGUACGACUGUGAUGCUGACAAUGAACCGAUCUCACAUCGCCUUCCAAUCGAAGAAGGAAGAUUUGGUAUCUGCCGAUAUUGUCAAGAUGUGCAUAGUAGCUAACCAGUCUACUGCGCCGAGCCCCUUGAAGCGUGGGAAGCUGGCACUGCAUGACAGCAAAGGUGAAGAGGAGCAGAGCCCAACUAAGAAGAGGUGCUCAGUUUAUGCUCAAACAGCGCACUGUUCCCAGGCACUCUCAAUGAACGCAAUCCCGCAGCCGACUCCGUCUUUGGGACGGAGCAUCCCAGCGGACUCGCCCUACUCGCUCCUCUGGUCUCUGCCCGAUUGGGAGCACAAUGUCAUCAUAGCCGAGGGCAAACGGGACACAUUCGAAUGGAAGUUGGAGACGGCGUACCCUCGGUUCGGGACGCAUCCCAGGGUUGCCAAAGUGCGCGUUGAAUCUCUCUCGUGCGAGAGCGUGUCUAUUAACGCCCAUCAGCUUGUCGCUAUCGUCUCCGCUGCGCUGGAUCCAGUCCAAAAGAGGUUUCUGCUGCUCUUUCCCUGUCGCCAGUUCGCGGAGGAACUCCGUCAUUACAUGCAGCAGACGCUGCCAUCGGCCUCUUGUGAUAUUCAGUCCGCUUCGUCCGUGGCGAAUCCUCCCCCAGGACACGAGAUCUACGCGGCGUUUCUAUCUGUGGGGCGCUCGGAAAUAAUGAGCUUCCAUAUCUUCAGCGGCACUGGAAUAUCUCCACGGCUUGCGGAUGUCUGUCUCCAGCGUCUAGAAGGAAUUGAAGAGCCUGCUCUGAGUCCCGUGCCUGAUGAAGGGCAUCUCUUCUCUCAUUACUACAAACGGCAUGCGCCGUUAUCUUCUGUGGCCGAGGCAAAGAAGGCGAUCCGGACUCGGUUCAGUGGAGUGCUGGAGGAUGGGACCAGCAUCCGAGGCGUAUCUUCAGCCUCCCCUGAGGACGUCUACCUGUAUCCUGCCGGGAUGCACGCAGUCUGGAGAGUGAACCAGCUGAUUUCUGCCGUUUUGGGAAGCACGAACAAGACUGCAAAAGUUGCUCAUGUCAAUAUGCUCUACGCUGAUUCGUACCGUAUUCUGGAACUUCCAGAUAACCCAGGAUAUGACUUCUUCAGCAACAACAUGCUCGACGAACUGGAGGUGCUACUCGAAUCCGGGACCCCUGACUCGCCGGCUAUCCUGGCCGUCAUGACCGACCUCCCCGGCAACCCUCACAUAGAAACACCUGAUCUUGAGAGACUGCGUCGGCUCGCAGACAAAUAUAACUUCGCCGUCGUCGUUGACGAGACCAUCGCCGGCCAUCUCAAUGUUCAAGCCUUGCCGUACUGCGAUAUCGUCGUGGCCAGUCUUUCAAAGCUCUUUAGCGGAUUGGCGAACGUACAAGUUGGCGCGAUUAUGUUGAAUCCCGACUCUCCAUUUUACUCUCGCUUCAAGAUGCAUCUGCAAGACACCUACCGCGACUACUUUUUUGACCAAGAUGCCCUUAUCCUGGAGAUGAACUCGCGCGAAUUCGUUGAACGCACUGCCGUCGUCAAUCGUAACGCAGAAGCUGCAGCUGAUGCCCUGUUCUCUCGUUCGUUGGCCGGCGGUGCGACAAACUCGGUUCUUCAGACGGUUCUUUAUCCUAAGUACCGCUCGCGGGAGAACUACGACCGAGUGCUCAAUCUUUCGGCAGCUAAAGCUGGAUUGGCCGAUCCCGGCUAUUCGUAUCUGCUGUCGCCGAUAUUCACGUCGUUGGAGGCAGCCAAGGCCUUCUACGAGUCCCUGCAGUGUUCUAGAGGUGCUACGCUAGGCACUGUAUUCACGCUUGCCACAGCAUUCAGUGCGCUGGCCUUCCCGCCUGAUAAACGCGAGUGGAUGCAAGCACAUGGGGUGGAGCCUUUCUUGGUUCUGUCCUCUCCGUCUCCUGCUACUCGAGUCCUCAGAAUGUAUGCGCGGCUCUCGGCACUCGUUGUGCUACACUACGCAUUGAGUGUACUCGCGUCCAAGCACCUGUCUUUAGCAGAUGCGGCGCUUGCGAGCAUUUUGGCCGACGGGGCCCCAAUUCUUGGUUUCGAUCAUGGCUGCUCUCAGCGGGAAAAGACAUGCGACUGGAUGAGAAACUACCCCGAUCACACAAAGCUCGUUCACAUGAACCUCCCUGGCACUCAUGACUCGUCGACAUGGAACUACACUCAAGCCACCCAGGAUGCGUUCUUCGAGUACACUGGGACUGGAAUUCCGCCCGCUGUGUCGUUCCAGUGCCAGAACAGUUCGCUCUUCGAUGCCCUCAAUAAAGGGAUCCGAGUGUUUGAUAUGCGCUUCGCAUACAAUCCCGGAAAUGUGGAGCUGGGUUUCCAUCACAGUCAGGCCGUGUUGGCUCCACACACAACAGUCGAAGAUGUCUGGUUUGGUCUCUAUAGCUGGUUGGACAAACAUCCUUCCGAAGCUAUACUUUUAUCGCUCAAUUACGAAGGAUCGACGGGCACUCCGCGCGAUCUGCAGCUCGAAGAACAUAUACACGACAUCAUGACAAGCGAUCUCGCCCAACGCUACUGGGUGCAAGCCAACGGCACGCUCGGAACACUGGGAGAGGCGCGGGGCAAGUUGACCUUCCUCCAGCGCUUCAGCUACGACUUUCUCCCCUCCAAUGCUAGCAGCCUCGGGAUUCAGCUUGAUCCCUCGGCAUGGCAUGACGACCAGGCCAAUAUUGAGAUUGUCUACAACCAAGCGGAGAAGCAGAUCGCGUAUAUUGAGGACUAUUAUGAGCCCGAUGAUCUCGGCACCGGCGCUGGCUAUGCUGCGAACAUCCAGGCCAAAUUCAAGGCAACGACCGAACACAUCGAAAACGCAACAAAAUACAAUCCGGACCAGUUGUACUGGUCGUUUGCUAGUGCAGAGCACGACCUCGACACCCCACCGGUGUGGCCUGUGAUCAUGGCGCUCGGAAACGGAACCCGAACUCCAGGAGUGAACCAGCUGCUCUUACCCUGGCUUCAGGCACGCAAGGGUAAACGAUUCGGCAUCGUUAUGCUCGACUUCUUCGACUCGAUUCCAGGUCUUGUCGAAGCGGUUAUCGGAAUUUAAGACAUAUACCAAGUACGAUAAACUAUGAAUGCAAAAUAAUCACGCACAUCACGCGGCCAAUAUCUGCCAAUCGAUGCCAGCGUCUGGCCCAUACCUUUCUUCAAGCCAUUCGUUCGCCUUGCGAAAAUGGCCGUUACCCAAGAAGCCACGAUGGGCAGAGAGCGGAGAUGGAUGGGGGGAUUCCAGAACAAGAUGUCGCGUCUACGAAUGCUGAGGUAGGGCUUUGAACGAAGAUAGCCUGCGCACCUUAUCAACACCCACUUUCUGAACAAUCUUCUGGGCUGGCAAUCCCCAAGCCAUGAACACAACACCGCGCUCCUUGGAGCGAGCUAACACGCAUCGUAGCACUGCACGUGUGAGAUCCUCCCAACCCUUGUUUGCAUGUGAAGCGGCGCUAUGGGCGCGAACGGUAAGAAUUGAGUUGAGCCAAAGGACACCUAGAGACGCCAGUUGCGAGAGGUCCCUGGCGAUGCGUUAGGCACGCGUCGUCGCGAACUGUCCCUGGGCGCACCCUGAUUUAGGGGGUACGAAGGAUGGAUAGUCGUUCUGGAUCUGCUUGUAGAUGUUCCUCAAGGACGGGGGGAUCUUUGUUGGAGGCAGCACAGAGAAUGAAAGCCCUUGAGAUCACUGAACAUUUGGUUGGACAUAGAGAGUUCGAUCACUUGCCGUGGGCUUGUCCAAUAUCAUGAUAUGGGUCUUGGCCCAGUAUUACUACCUUGACAGAGUCCAACGGUGUGAGACGCGACCAUGAAUAGAUGUUCCCAACUAAAUCUUAGUUCAGAGGCAAACAGAUGCAGCAAAAGGGAGCGCAACUAGCGGGAAAGAUCGUCUGUGACUUGAUCUCCGCUUCGAGGAACUUCUUCAGCUGUCCGAAUGUUGAACGGAUAGGUUGUGCUGCGCAGACGGAGCACACAGACCUUGAUAAAGUAAGGCUUUUCGAACUCGGGAUUCAGCACUUCAAUCCAACUAGCGUGCAUCGUGUCCCGUUCCAGAAAUUCAACAGUGAUCGACUGCAGCACCGUUUGAGUCGAGGGGCCCUCGCCCUUGUCUGGGGAUUGAGCCUCGUCUGCGGCUACAUCUAGAGCAGCCACUGCUUUUGUAACUCGGCUGACGGUUCGGAUGGGCCGAGUCGGCUGCCCUUUUGCGACUUUGAGCGUCUUGGGCAUGGUUAUGCGGAGAAAGCGGGAUGUCAUGUGUGCUUGGUGUUGUGUACGCGUUGCUUGUCGCUGUGUUAAUCAAGAGUAUGGCUGUGCACACGCGUCUGGAAUGGUUUCCCGCCUUAGAUGAUGUCGACGCGUGCGUUUAGAUUCCAAUUUGCGAACUUGGCUCCUUGAAUGCAAGAAACGUGUCUUGAUCUACUUCUAAUCCUGUUUGUGUCUUUCCCACUGUCAAUCCGACUGCCUUACUUUUGCGAUAAUGUUCACCGUUGUGCGGAUGUCUCAGUUACCCGCCACGUCUCACUUGCAGCGCCCCCGACGGCGCCCCAAUCUCCGGUCUCUGCGCUGACACUCACUUUCAACUUGAACACCAACACUGAUCUCCCCCAUGUCUGCUGCAUCGUCUCCCCUGCUUCCGGCUUCCGCUGCGUACGACGUUAAAUACUGCACUCUCUGCGACGCCUACUUCUACAGCCUUGACAUGCUCAGGGAUCACAUCCAAGGUUCGAGCAGACACCCCAGAUGCUCUGAGUGCGAUAAGCGCUUCCUUAACAACAACUCUCUACGAAACCACUAUGUUCUCUCCACCAGACACCAUUACUGCCGUAUCUGCCAGAAACACUUCAAGACUGACGGGGGGUUUCAAGUGCAUCUCGAACUCGUUCACGGAGAAAGCGAUGACGAAGAUGACGAGCUUCGCGAGUUCCCAGACGACUGGGAAGAUCGGAUUGCACGAGAGCGAUACGAUGCUCUGUACGGCUCUGAGAUUCCUCUUCCUGCAGAGGAUCUCAGAGCGAAGCCUCGGCCUGCUUCACAACCCACUACCACCCCUAAAGCCGGCAACGUGUUCAGACCGCAAUGCCCCAUUUGUCUUUGCAGGCGGAAGAAGACCGUUGCGACACGGUGCGGGCAUGUCUUUUGUUCCCGCUGCAUUCGCCAUGCCAUGGAGCAAGCGUCUGUGUGCCCCACAUGCAGACAGCCCGCUCUCCUCGAGCAGUUGCGCUCUCUUAAGUUCGCCUGAAGUAGGACAGAAUCCAUUAUUCCCACCUGGUCAAUGCAGUGCAUGUAAA